CCCCCCCCCCCGCCUCAAGUCUGUCCGGACUCGAACAUACUCACUGGUCCCUGUGUGCGCAGUGGAGGAGACGAGGGCAGGGCCUACCGUCGCGUUGAGUUUGAGGAAUGGCAACGAGAGGGCUGCGAAUGCAAGAAGGCAACCCCGCGGGUCGUUCGGAAGCUUUGUGGUUGUCGCAAGAACGUCUGGUAUCGUCAGGAGUGCCGGAAAACCGAGGCGCAACCCGGUGGCGUUCUGGUCAUCCACCGCAUCCGAGAGAAGCUGGCUUCACAGUCCGGUAAAGAAUCGCCCGUGUGCAAAGUGGAGGUACGGAAGUCGGUCAGGAAAAUUGGUAAGUCUGGGAACGCCUCGGUCCUCUUUACACUCUCUGAAAAAGGUGACAUUCGCUGGAAAAUUAACCAAAAUAGUCAUUAUCAGUCCUCCUUGAAUUGGCGCUCUUACCUCUGGCAGCCAAGUACGCCAACUUCCUACCACACAUUGUGCCUCUGAAAAAAGGGACUCAACAAUUUUUGUAAAACAUCAAUUUGCACACGAGCGACGAGUUUUUAUUGGUUAAGUCUCCGGCGGACUAAGACCACCUCCCCCACUGGGGCGCAAGUGAGCGCAGGCAACACUCACGCAUUAACGGCGGCGUUGGCGCGCGCGUGCCAUGGGGAGGCAACCAAUGAGUGCACCGAUGACGUGACGCAGUUAUCCAAUCACAUGUCCCAUCACUCCUAUCGCGUGAAGUCGCGUUAGGAGCACAUCUAGUCGCCGUAGAAUGCUACACGGCCAGGGCCUUUAUUCCUAACAAGACUGGCGCAAACUGUAGAUAACUAAAACGCCAAAGUAGCACCUUUACGUUUCGAGUAGUAGAGUAACUCCGAGUUCUCGCCAGUUGCCCUGAGUUGAGCGUCGCGAAUCCCAUAUCCAACAAACAUGUCCUGGGGGGACAAGCUGGAACUGACUAGGCUGGUGAACUUCUCCAAACAUGAAACGGCAACCGAGGCAUUUUCCUCGGAAACAACCACUCAUCCUCUUAAUCCUAGGUUAUGCAUUAUAAGUCAUUUAGUAACAAAACAGCCAAGCAACAUUUUCAUGGAGACUGUAAAGCCCAGGUUAAUCAUUCACUCAGAUCAGUUUUAUUAAUGGAAAGGUAGGCGAGCGCCUUUAAACUCCCUUUUGGUUACAAUAAUGUCAUAAAAAACAAUAUGUAAGGCGAGUGUCAAGAAAAGUAGAUAAGUAAUUACAUGCAUCAAGCAUUGGUUACUGGUAUACAUUUGUUUGUGAAUGCCUUCUAUGUCAAAAUUAUACAAUAACCGGUACGCGGUACUGAAUGGACCAAGUACUAUCGAGGCAAGCGUAUAUGCUUCGGUCAGGAGGUAACGAAAAUUCAACACGUAAGGCUACUUUAAUAUAGGGGGUAGCAUGCUUUGUAACGUAAAACGUGGGGGCGGGUGGUUUUGACAGAUUUUUAUUACUGUAUACUCGGUGGGGAAAAACACGGCGGCCCUCUGGGAUUCGAACGCGCAACCGCAGGGGCAGGUCUCAAAGACAGCCAACACUCUAGCCACCUGAGCUUCGAGGCCCUGACCGGAAGCCUUGAGUUUGAGCUAACUUACUCACUUGACUUGCCAGGUAUUCAUUUUAAGGAUUUUAUACCGAUUAGUUAGGAAACCCUGGCUAGACAGUAAGCUUGCUGUAUUAAAACUGACAAAUUCCAUAGACUACGGUAGGUUGGGUGGGUCCUCAUGGCACAAGUGAUUUGAGUGUUGACUGUAAUCCAGCCGUGUCCUUGGUGUCAUGGGUUCGGAUCCCUCUGAUGCCGCCAAGUCUUGCACAACUGAAUAGUCCGCUAAUCGAUCACUGUCCUGCCUGGUUCUUUCAUGCCAUCAAUCAAACGCUCCGAACUGGUAAUGAGUACAUGGGAACAGAAAUCUUCCUUGUUUUAAUUGAGGCAUGCAUGUACAAAUCUCGCGAGUUCCUUUCUGCUUGUAAUCUGAGAUCUGGCGAGUAGACCGCGUGUUCCCUUAAAAUCUAGGAAUUCGUGUUUUUAAUCAAGGCCUGUUUUCUCUUUCCCUCCAUCAGAAUGUCCACCGCCGAGAGCCCGUUACACCAACUGUGUGAACGGAACUCUCUGGGUGACAAUAGAGCUGGUAACUUUGCGGGACUGCAAGUGCGAAACAUCGCGAUUCCGACGACCCCUCAAGUGCAUGCAAUUCAACCGGGCCGGCGAACGAACGGACGGAGGCGAACCCCUGCUGCCUAGACUGCGUCAUCCCUACGACGGAAAUAACACCGAUCGUUUGCCCUCCAGACUCAUGGAUGGCCAGUGGCGAAGAUCCAUGGAAGCGCUUACACAGAGGUUACAAGAACUGGGUCUGUCCAACGUCAAGGCUUGGCCCGGCGAUGCGCAGAAAUUGCUGGGUGCGGGCCCUGCAGUACUGCCCAAAACAGGCAUGCUUGCGCCGCCAGCUGGACUCGCAGGACCCAUGCCUCAACUGCUCUCAGGAGCCAAGAAGGUCCCUCAAGGACAUCAGCAGUCGCUCCUGGGUCAUCUGCCAGAAAUGCUCUUCAAGGGAUUAAAAGUGCCUGCAGUGCCGUCUCCACUGGGGCGGGUCCAAAGGCCGUCAUCGGGAAGGGCGCGGAGGCCGGGUCUCCUGCUCUUCAACGAUCUGCCCAAAGGUCGACUGCCGCAGCGGUCCCGCAGCCGGGAAGAGACGACAAAGCGACCGAUAACUCAGACUAUCCACAGUCAACCGUCCAUUUCACCACCUCCGGUCCUCCCUUCAGUGCCAGAAUCCCUGAACUUUGUCCAGUGUGCGGACAUUCUGCCGUCAGAGAAGUGUCUUCAGCUGGAGAGAAAGCCGCACUCGAGUUGUGACAAGCCUGGUCAAAUCCGUGACCAUCUAUGUCGCCAAACCUGCAGAACGUGUCAGGGUAAGUCUUCUUCUUCUUCUUCUUCUCCCCCUCCUCCUCAUCCUCCGGAGUACGUACUGCAUUGUUGCUUGACCGUCUUUAUGGUGACAUGACAGGUCGAAUGUUACAAUCGACGUCGAUUACAACUUCUUUACGAGGUUGGCCGAGCAGAGCCGACUUGCGCAUGAAUUAGUUUGCAGUGGGGCGGACUUGUGCUGUAUCUACCGCACUCCCUUCUCUCCUACCCACGAUUGCAAGCUAUAGCCAAAAAAAACUGGAGGUAAAUGAAGACCCAGUGACUGACAUAGCUAAGCGGCCCGUUUACGCAUGCCACACACGGCCUGGUUCCCACGUCGCUCACGGACAAACUGCCAGAAAGGUUCACGUCGCGAAGGAGCCGUUUGCCGCCUGACGAAUUACUUCAUCAGUUAGCAGUCUUCGGGGCCACGACUGCUAAUGCAUCUUGAUAGGUUCAAGCACGUCAAAUUUAUUAUAGUAGAUUUAAUAGUGCAGCCCGCGUUUAUUAGCCUCUUGUAUGUAUUUUUCGAAUCCCACACAAACAUCUUCAUUCUGCAGAACUCUAAUGCCAUCAAGAGAGCCAAGAUGGCUGAAACCAAACAUUGACCUAGUAGCCGACGUAACAUGUCUUUCGCGUCUCGCCACUACCACAGUGUACCGCUAGUUGGUCAUUUCCGCUGAAUGUGAAUUCAAGCAGUCAGAGAGUCCCAUCCGAGCCAACAAAUAAUCGGGUUUCGAGGUAUGUUUUUUCUUCGCUUAACCACUGUGAAGGCUGGUUUCCUCGAUUAAGCCCAAAAUAUCAGCUGUCCCCACUUCCACACGUCUUUGCUGACAUGGCGGUGUGUCGGGCGAAACUUGGGGCACACGUUUAUUCACGCCCGAAAUCAGAGAAAAAAAGAUUGGUCGGUAUUUCCAGGGCAAGGUCCGUUUUUCAGGCUGUUAAAUUAAAAUAUCCAGUAGCAAGUUCCAUUGAAUAAGUGACAUGACAGUCGGACCGUCGCAAAGGAUGUUUUACAACGAUUAUCCCACAGUGUUGGUGAAUAGGUCAAUUUAGUGCGGUUAGUUUAUAGUGAGAACACUUGCUUAGCAUCUACCUCACUCCCUCCUUCCGCUGUUGGCAAGACAAUGCCAGAAUGACCGGAGGUGGGCUCAGGUGCACUGGCUGACAAAGCUUAGCAGACCAUUUACCAGUUGGCGAGUGUACGUUUGCUUUCGAUAAAUCCUCGUCAGGCCAGUACAGUUAAAUGGGAACGGGGUAGAAGUAAAAACAUGUCCGUGAGUAGAGAAAGCGAUCAAAGUUUCGCCACAAAACACCGGUAGGGUGUAGGAAUAUGCUGGGGGAGGCAAUACCAGUCACAACUUUAAAACAGUCCAAUUAUGAAUGGUUGCUGCAAGUACCUGGGUUCGUAUUCCCGCAGGUCGUAGAUUGGCGACUGUGAAGUGUUCAACGCUCCGGCUGUUCUGAAUGCAGAUGGUCGUGGCUCAGGAGUCCCCGAUGUUCAACGAACUUUUCAACUGCAGCUUUCUACUGACUUGCUUCAUUUGAUUUCCAGACUGCCCACUGAACCGAACAGACUUUGAGAUUGUUCACGCGGAGGAGGGCGCAAAUGCCUGUCUGUUGACAGACCGUCGUCUGGACCGGCGCUACUUCAUUCGUCAGCUGAAGGAGGUCGGAUUUGCGGAAUGCAGGCGUGUCUGUGCCGCCGAGCCGCAUUGCCUGAGCUUUGACUUCUACGUGCCGAGUGCCAACAGCGAGGACGACUUCAAACAACCAAAGGUGCUGCCGGGCAGUUGCGUGCUGAAUCGUGUCGACCUUCGCACCCUGCGCAGAAGGACGCUUCCGGAGCUGGUUCCUGUCGGAGCGACGCACGAGGCGCUGAAGGCGCAUGAAGCUGCUCGAUGUCUGCUCUUCAGAAGAGUCUGUCUAGAAGGUGAGCGUCUUGCCACUGAUUCGCGCCCGCACACACAUGCCAGUGACGCUGACUUGUUCAUGCCCUUUCAGACUGUGAACUGCCCAAACUGCAGUACACAUCAGCAUGUGAGUGCGAACAGAUGAAGUCCAGCUAUCCCUUCGCGGAGGAGAUCUUGACGGGUUCUGAGCCGAAAUCCGGACGCAUGCACUGCACGCGCAAGGCAACACUGAUCAGCCACGUGCACGGCACCGAUGGAAAAUGUCAGCAGCGAACUCGUCAGUUGUCAGUGGUCUGUCAGCCAAGCCAGAGGGAUCAACUGCAGCAGCUUCUGAACACCCACCGCCUCCGCAGCACCAAUGAGAGUGGGAACCCUUGUGUUGACCAGAGACCCACGAGCUGGUGUGAGGAAUCCGCACGGGUCGGCGGCUGCAAGGAUGCGUUGGUAAAAAAGGUAUCUGCAUUAUCGCUGCUAUGCAUGACUGAGACGAUUGUCUAG
Messenger RNA from Spirometra erinaceieuropaei, 5325 nucleotides. The record is from the annotation of a GenBank genome assembly. Lineage: Eukaryota; Metazoa; Platyhelminthes; Cestoda; Diphyllobothriidea; Diphyllobothriidae.